This is a messenger RNA of Linum trigynum, 4442 nucleotides long. NCBI's taxonomy places the organism in Eukaryota, Viridiplantae, Streptophyta, Magnoliopsida, Malpighiales, Linaceae. The record is from the annotation of a GenBank genome assembly.
CACCAAACCCAUUCCCCCCUCUCUCUCUAACUCCUCACUCUACCCACCCCCUUCCCCACCAAAAAACCUUAGAAUUAGUUAUUUUGUUGGUUGCGGCUAAGUCCAAUCUGCUUUCAAAAAACUUUUUCUUUGGUUUUCACUAAAAACCGUCGAAUCUCUGUCCGGAUUCUGAAAAAAUGGCUGAUUUUAUCCAAGAAGAGGGCAUUUACUAUGAUGAUUAUCAAGCGGUAUGUACUCAUUUUACCCAAUUGUUGUUGUUAUAAUGAUUUAUUUAACUUAUAUACUAAUUAAUUUAUGUUGUUAUGCUAUCAUAGGUUGGGUCGGAUGUUGAUAUUUACAAUCAACGAUAUUAUGUUGAUCAAGGAUCGAUUGAUCCAGCUAUUUUAUACGAUCAAGACAAUCAUCGUUCACGAGACGUUUGGAACGACACAAGGUACAUAUUAUUUAUCAUCACUUGUAAUUUGUAUUUUGUUAAAGUAAUUUAUUUUUUUGUACAACAAUUUACUUAAUUUUUAAUCGUAUUGAUUAUUUUCAAUAAUUUAAAUCAAUACAAUACAACACUUAUUUAGACUCUUUAUAAAGAAAUGCAUGUCUAAGGAAAUGGGGACUUAAGCGAUCAUCAUGAUCCCCCCAUGACCUGGGAAAAUCGGGUUCUAAGCGAUCCUCGGAACCCCCCUUUUUCUGUCAAAAAGAUUGUAUUUCUAAGGAGAUGUAUACCUCUCCUAAGAGUCUUACGAGUGUACUUGUAUUGCUUUAAAUUAUUGAAAAUAAUCAAUACGAUUAACAAAAUAAUAUAUUUGAUUUAAUUAAUACAUUUAGUUAUGUUAAAAUGAAUGUUUAUUAGAUAAUGUAUAUUUCUCUAAAACAACCUUGAUUUAAUUAAUAUUGCAUCUUAUAAAAUAUUUUAGUUAUGUUAAAACUAAUGUUUAUUAGAUAAUGUAUAUUUCUCUAAAACAACCUUGAUUUAAUUAAUAUUGCAUCUUAUGAUAUAUUUAUAUAUGUAUAAAUCAUCAACUUAUAGUGAAAGUUAAAUUCUUCUCUAGGAUGUAUACCAUAUAGACCGCUAUAGGGGUACGACGAACGUGCUUGAAUGGAACGACGUCAUCUUGCCCUUUCUAAAAAGGGCAAGAUUGGAUUCGAUUAGGCAUUUUAAUGGAAUCAAGAUUGACCGCCAACUCAUCACAACAUUGGUAGAGAGAUGGCGAAAGGAGACACAUUGCUUCAAUUUUCGUGAAGGCGAGUGCACCAUCACACUUAAGGACAUUGCCAUCCUAACCGAUUUGCCCAUCGAUGGUGAUGUUAUUUGUGUGGACUCUAUGCCACCACCUAAAGUUGUUGCCAAUAUGAGUGGUUGGCAGCAUUUUAUAUGGACGGUCACCGGGUUGUGUCUGCCAGAAAAGGGAGAUCACGAUGCGGAUGGUCAUCCACCAUUGUUCAAGGGCCAAGUAACCAUCACGUGGUUGACAGCGCAGAUCAAGCUUAAGCACAACCCUGAGUUCGGAGGCAUUCCCCUCACGGAGGAAAGUUCGGAGCGUGAUAAAGACAUUUAUGCACGUAUCUACAUCCUCGGCAUGAUCGGAGGAGUUUUCUUCCCCAAGAAAUCCAACAACUUAAUCAGCAAUUCAUGGUUGAAGAUCAUACUUGGGAGUUGGGAUGAUAUGGGAAACUGAGUUGGGCAUCUGCUUGCCUAGCUCAUCUCUACCGAUCCCUCUGUAAUGCUAGUGUGAGAGCGGUGAAGGAGAUUGAUGGGGCCAUGUUCAUCGUCCAAUUUUGGGCUUGGGAGCAUUUGCCAUGGAUUGCGCCGAAGGUAGACCCUGACAGGGAAUGGGGACCCGACCAUCCCCUAUGACAUAAAGCUUAUGGUUGUAGGUAAAUAUUUUCUAUCCCACUCAUAGAUCUCACAUUUUUUUUACUAAUUGGGUAUUUUAUAACGAACCAACUAUUAUGUAUUAACAUGAUGUACUUUUUGGAUUGAAUAGGUGGCUUGGUGAAAAAACAUGCGACAACCUAGGAGCGCAUAAGUUGGAGGAGUAUCGUAGGAGGCUUGAUCGCCUUUGGGAAGCAGAGGUGAGCAUCAUAAUACACUAUUACUUCCUACUUUUUUUCAACUUAUAUUAUUAUGUUUCUUAAUGGUCUAUUUUUUCUGCACCUUCGUAGCUUAAUUUUGAUCCGUAUCCAGAACUCAUUGUCGCGCAUCACGUCCACAAGUUCUCGUUGCAUCCCGGUCAAUGGUGCACCCGAGUUCCACUAAUAUGCCACCAUAUAGUGGAGUGGCACUUGCCGGAUCGAUAUCUACGACAAUUCGGACGUGAGCAAUGCCUACCAUUGGAUAUCCCAGAGAGCCAGAGGGGGUACCACGGGAAAGAUGGUCGACUAGGAGCUACUAAUUGGCCAGAGGAGCAUGGAGAAUUGAUUGCUCUGUGGAACGUUAGGCAAGAUCAGGAUGUUGUGACAGGAUCUCAUGUGGGGCGGAUGGGCUACCAUGACCAAUACAUGAAAACAUACUGAAGACAAUCUGUUCGUUACAUGACCCCCGAAGGUGCGGCGGACGAAGCUUUGGUAAGUAAUUCAGUUUUUAUUUAUUUAGGCAUGCGGUGCAUUACUUUUUAAAUGGCUCACGUUGUUAUUUUCUUCGAUUUAGGUUGAUGGCAUCGAGCGUAUACACGACCUCGCUCGUAUUGCAGAUCAUUCGGAUGCGGGUCGAGAGGUGGGGCUCAUUCGAAGGAUAGCGAACAGUCUGCUUGGCUGUAUGAGAGCGCGCGAACAGUCUCCUUGGCGAUCAGUAGAGUACCCUUAUACUUGCCGGUAAGGAAUGUUCCAUCCACUUGAAUCACAGGAACACAGUAUGGAAAACCAUCAAUACAUGGCUUGAAUGCCCAGAAAAGAUGCUUUAAAUGGCGCUUGUUACCAGGCACCGGCGGUUGAAUUUCUUCAUCUUGGUACCGAGGCGAGAAAAUGGUGCCAGGGCUAGACACCUACAACGCCAAAAUCAAUUUGGGAAGGAAUGCAUAUGAUUCUUCUCAUUCACCAAAAACUGCGGCCAUUGCUUUCUGUUUCCCAUGCCACGCUUUCUUGUAGUUAAUGAUAUAACCAUAACGACUAGAAAUGUCGGCGAUGAUGGUUUUCACCUUCAGGUCGGGCUGCUCCUCAAUUAGAUGUUUGAUAGCCGCGUCAACCACCCUUGAUUUCAACUGUCGAUGGCCUUGGAUUGUUAUUGAUGACACACGUGUGUGUGUGUGUGUGUGUGUACACCGCACGAGAUAUGACCCAAUUGCCGACUCUCUUGCUCUUGAUGGCCCCGACCCUAGCUUUGCAUCCCUCAUUUUCAUUUUUGCAUCGAACCAUCAGCCUCUUUGUGUCGGAAUGGGUUGUUUGCCAUUCAAAACUCCGAGUCAUUGCUUCAGUGGCAAUAGCAUGUCGGACCUCAUUCUUCGUUGCAAAUUGUUGGCCCUUCGUAAAGCCAGUGAGUGGACCCCAUACUGGCACCUCUGGCGGGUCCAUGUCGGCAUCAACAUACCAAUUUUCAUUUUGAAUGUGAUUGUAAUAUGGGAUAGGUACACAGUCACGAGGUACCUCAUCACUGUCUGCGUCUGAAUAUGGACCGGAAUCAUCAGCACCUUCCACAGGAUCGAAGUUGUCUGCACUAACUUUGCCUUCCUCUUCUUCAACCUCAGGGUCACUAACUGGACUUGGAUUGACCUCUUAUUCCAUCUUAUUAUCAUCAUGAAAGGCACCUUCACCAGCUCCGUAAUGGUAGUUGUGGUAACUAACACCGCUUUGGUAGAAGUUGUACUCGGGUGGGUACUGGUAGCCUGCUUGUUGGUUGUGAUCCGCCUGUUGAGCUUCUUCUUCAUAUGAAGGGAAGGAUUGAUGAUGACCUCCACUUCCAUCAUGAAACUACUGCCUCCAGCUCGAGUCUUGGAAAUCCUGGUGGGGAUGAUCUUCGUAUAAUACACUCCCACCGUGGAUACCAGAUGUUUGGCCAUCUCCAGAAUGACCUACACCGCCUUCGGCGGCCUCGGUGUAAACGAACAUCUCCGCUUGCUUAAUUUUAUUGGUGGUCAAAAAUUGGACCAUGGCAUCAACGUCCUCCUGAGUGGUAAGGUGCAAUUACUCAUUCCACAGCGACCCGUCAUGUCUGUUUGGAUAUCGAUACGCCAUUUGAUCAUCUUCUAAUGACAUCCAUGCAGGUAAUCUGAGUGCACAUUUGAUGGAGCUCUUCAAGCAUCGAUCUCGUACGGACCUUCAUUUUAUAAAAAUUGCCACCGACGUAACUUACACCCUUUUCGGUCUCUUCCGUGUAACCAUUCCACCGCAACCCAAACGUGAACCUUUGGAAUGCCAUCUGCAUUAAAACUGUAAUUAAGUUACUAACACAAAAUCACAAAGGACAAUGAAAAGUAAAACAAAAGGGGACAUGACAAUGAAAAGUAAUUAAGUUA